GUUCAUCUCGAUCGGAUAGCAACUAAAUAGCAGGAUGAUAAUUGUACUUUUAUGUUUGGUGUCAUGGGUUGCUGGUGAGCCUCCAAUCGGUGAUGGUUACCAUGCACAUCGACAAUAUCUUCCGCCAGAUUUCUCUGAAGCACGAUCCAAAUCAUUCAAUGAGGCAAAUGAAAUAUCCCAUGAGUAUGGACCACCUAGCUUCCGUGGUAUAUCUCAACAAUACGGUACAACUUUCAACAGAUCACCGUCAUCAUUGUACGGAACACCAAAUACUAGAAAUAGUCCCAAAGAAUAUAACGCUGCUGCAGAAUUUUCCCAAGAAUACUCUAGAUCGGGAGUAUCUCAAACUUACGGUGAACCAAGACACUCCCAUUUAGAAACAUACAAUGCCCCCCAAAGAUCUUACAGUAUUCCAGAGUCUAGCCGACAUCCAGUUCAGAAGUAUGGUCUUCCAAGAUUUGGAAACCAAUCACCUGUUAAUCAUGGAAGUCAUUAUCAAAGUCCUAUGAUUGCUUCUUUAAGGAAUACAGUUUCACAAACUUAUGGUGCACCCAAGUCUUUGUCUACUGAAUACGGUGCACCAGGAAUUGCUGCUAGAGAUUCUUAUUCUGAAGGUUUAUCCCGUUCUUUGUCGAGUGUGUAUGGAGCUCCAACUGCAAGAUCUCCUUCAGGAGAAUAUGGAACCCCAGAAGCGAGGAGUAUUGAAAAAACUAAUACAAUAGCUUCGUCUUAUGCAGUAAGAUCUUCGCAAGAUGGCUACGAAGCUACACCCAGUGAUACAUCUGGUGGAUACAGUUACUCCAGAAGUGCUCUUGAGGAACUACUUAAUCAGGAGCCAGCAAAUUACGAGUUUGGAUACAAAGUGAGCGACUACAGCAGUGGCAGUGACUUCGGCCAUGUGGAGACACGACAAGCGGAAAGGGCAGAGGGCUCGUAUUUCGUGGUGCUUCCGGAUGGUACCAAGCAGAUAGUGGAAUACGAAGCAGACGAGCGCGGUUUCAAACCUCGUAUCUCAGUGGAGGCGGCAGAAACUGGACCUUACUGA
Messenger RNA from Papilio machaon (common yellow swallowtail), 1045 nucleotides. RefSeq names its product pro-resilin. The transcript is spliced from 6 exons. Lineage: Eukaryota; Metazoa; Arthropoda; Insecta; Lepidoptera; Papilionidae. The record is from RefSeq and is a predicted model, not a curated record. The coding region runs from base 35 to 1045 and encodes 336 amino acids. Gene Ontology annotation, cellular component: extracellular matrix.